This is a messenger RNA of Fusarium verticillioides 7600, 950 nucleotides long. RefSeq lists its product as hypothetical. The transcript has 2 exons. NCBI's taxonomy places the organism in Eukaryota, Fungi, Ascomycota, Sordariomycetes, Hypocreales, Nectriaceae. The record is from RefSeq and is a predicted model, not a curated record. The coding region runs from base 438 to 857 and encodes 139 amino acids.
GCCUGAGGCUUAGGCACUGGCUGGAAAACCGACGGGAAGCGCCAUGACGUUCGUUCACAUUGAUUCACGCUCCACAUUGGCGGCCCCAUCAACACAACUAUUGCAUUUUGCUUUACGUUCUGGAUUCUUGUUCUGUGAUAUUUCUUUUCCUUACUUCAACUUCACUUUUCUUAGAAAAACAUCAAGCAGACCAUUUGACCAGCCUCAGCUGCCAUCGACUUAUAAAUUGCGUGCUUUACCAAGAACGCCGAUUGCUUUCAUCUGUAACCCGGAACCGUUGAUGCGCCACGAGAAAACGCAACAUCUUGAACCUAAGCGAUGAAGAGAUUAAGUUCAGACGAUUUACUCAUCCAAGACCAGGAUGUCAGCUAGAUACUUCGAGAUUGUCACAUCUGCGAGUGCAUUUCACAUCCGGAUCAAGACUGAGCAGAGAAGCGAUGGGGCGCUUUGCGUCGAGGACCUCCAAGCCUCUGGCAGUAACUGGGGCCGUCGCUCAGAUGUUGGCCUGUCGGGUCAUCGUCUCGCCGACAGCACACAAUGUGCUCCCCACAUACGCAAAACACACGCAGCGUAUUGAAGGGUUCACAGUCCAAGAAAUCAAGGACUUUCUUGACGGAUCUGACCUGGUCUUGAUGCGUUGCAGUACUCACUCCCUGAUUUUUGAUUGUGGCUUUUCUCUCGUUGAUAUGGGAGCUGCGCUGGCAGCCGUCAAGAACGACCCUCGUCACCGUGUAGCUGUUAGGAAUGAAGGAAUCCUGGAAGCAAAAAGAGUCGGACGAAAUACAAGAGGAUAUCUACUCAGUGAGCUUCCAAUUUCCGUCAAGCAACCAUACUCACAGCGACGCACUGGGCAGUGACGGAUCUGGCAGUCCGAGCGAAACCGCGUGACAACUUAGUUCGCCGUGAUGCGGUGGGGGCUAGACAAGUACAGCAGCUUCUUAUUUCAUGCC